This is a messenger RNA of Candidozyma haemuli, 714 nucleotides long. RefSeq lists its product as uncharacterized. NCBI's taxonomy places the organism in Eukaryota, Fungi, Ascomycota, Pichiomycetes, Serinales, Metschnikowiaceae. The coding region runs from base 1 to 714 and encodes 237 amino acids. The transcript has a single exon. The record is from RefSeq and is a predicted model, not a curated record.
AUGACUCAAAGCGAUAGCACCUUGGAAAAAAGCACCGGUAUCGUUGCCGACCAGAAAUAUGCAGAUGUGCUUUACAACCAUAAAAUCUACCAUUUCUACAAGCACCUCAGUGAAAAACACGCUGCGCUGAACAAAAAGUGUGGAGACAUCUCAGAGAGCAUCUGGCCAAACUUGACUGGCGAUACUCUUGUGGGGCCUGAGAAGAUCGGGUUACGUUCGGGUUCGUUGUACACUAUUGACGAUAAGUUUUUGACGGAAUUCGACGACGUGGACGAGCUCCAGGAAGGUGAACAUAACUCUGGAUACACGUUUUUCCACUUGGGAUCGAGGAUCUCUGGUCAUCCAAAGAUCGUGCACGGUGGUCUUUUGGCUACGUUGUUGGACGAGUUGACGUGCCGUGUGGCGUUCCAGAACUUCCACUCGAAGAAGGGUGUUACUGCCAACUUGAACAUCAAGUACUUGAAGCCAUGCUUUGUGAAUUCGUAUGUUUUGAUCAAGUGUACGUUUGUGAACAAGAAGGGCCGCAAGUGUAUCACCAAGGGCCAGGUUUUCAAGCUUGAUUUGGACGCUGAAAUAGACGGUGAUAUUGGCGAAUACGUGGAGAGCAAGGAGAACUUGUUGACCGAAGCCGAGUGUCUUGUCAUUGAGCCUAAGUGGGUCGAGGAGCUCCACGACCAGGCUAAACAGGCCGUUGCUACCCAGAACGGCGGCUGA